Messenger RNA from Pungitius pungitius (ninespine stickleback), 5474 nucleotides. RefSeq names its product epidermal growth factor receptor substrate 15-like 1. Gene Ontology annotation, biological process: endosomal transport; endocytosis. NCBI's taxonomy places the organism in Eukaryota, Metazoa, Chordata, Actinopteri, Perciformes, Gasterosteidae. Gene Ontology annotation, cellular component: cytoplasm; plasma membrane; clathrin coat of coated pit. The record is from RefSeq and is a predicted model, not a curated record. Gene Ontology annotation, molecular function: calcium ion binding; cadherin binding. The transcript has 25 exons. Bases 485 to 3301 code for a protein of 938 amino acids.
GUAGCUAUGCAACGUUACAUGAGGCGUAACACGCAAUUAGCUCACCCGUUAUGCCGUUAAACAUGCUGUCACGUGCGCGUAUACUUAAUUAAAAACGCACUAGAAAUUUGAUGUAGCAAAGCCUGAGCUAGCCUAGCUUAGCCUUGGUGCCCAGCAGUGAGGGGAUGGAGAUAAACACGCUCAUGAGCUUCUUACAUGCAGGCUAUACCGAAGGCUAACCCGAGUUAAGCCUCUAUUAAUGCCGCUGUUCCAGUCUCCAUGUUAAUGUUCAGGCUCAAGGCAUCCCACGAUAGCGCUUCUCUUAGUCCCGCAACACGUUAAUGCAGUUGGGUUGUGAUGCCUUCUCAUUAGUUGCCCUUCAGCAAACCCAACAUUAGCGUUAAAUAACAUAUUGCAUGUUUGAAUAAGAACGGCAACGUCCGGUUUAGUUUACGUCAUCUAGACGUUUGAAUCAGUGCAAUUCACACAGAGCGUUUUUGGGGGAAUGAGGCAGUUUUUUAAAGCUAACAUUCUAGAAGGAAUGGGUUUACAGCGCAAUGACUUCCUCUCUUCACAGUUGUCGAGUGGGAACCCCGUAUACGAGAGCUAUUACAGACAGGUGGACCCUGGGAACACAGGCAGGGUGGGCCCAACGGAGGCUGCCCUGUUCUUAAAGAAGUCUGGACUCCUUGACGCCACGUUGGGGAAGAUCUGGGAUUUGGCCGAUCCUGAUGGUAAAGGCUAUCUGGACAAACAGGGCUUUCACGUAGCUCUGCGGCUGGUGGCUUGUGCCCAGAACGGUCAGGAAGUUAGUCUGUCCAGUCUCAACCUCACAAUCCCUCCUCCCAAGUUUAAGGACAGCAGCAGUCCAUCUCUAAGCAGCACAGCAUCCGCCUCCGGCGACUUACACUGGGCUGUUAGGCACGAGGAGAAGAGUAAAUUUGAUGGGAUCUUUGAGAGUUUGGCCCCAGUCAACGGCUUGCUGUCGGGGGAGAAGGUCAAACCAGUGCUCAUCAACUCCAAGUUACCCCUGGAUAUCCUCGGGAAGGUUUGGGACCUGAGUGACAUUGAUAAAGAUGGCCAUCUGGACAGGGAUGAGUUUGCAGUGGCCAUGCACCUGGUCUACCGGGCCCUAGAGAAGGAGCCCGUUCCCGCCCUCCUGCCCUCUGCCCUCAUCCCUCUGUCAAAGAGGAAGAAGAGUCUGGGCUCGGUGGCCGGCUCAAUGCCCGGGCUGCCUGCAAGUCCCCCACCUGCGAAAGACUCUCUACGCUCCACACCCUCCCACGGCAGCAUGAACUCCCUUAACAGCACCGGCAGCCUGUCGCCCAAACACUCCCUCAAGUCUGGACAGCAUUCGUUGAAUUGGGUGGUCCCAGUGUCAGACCGCGGCCGCUAUGACGAUAUCUUCCUGAAGACAGACGCUGAUCUGGACGGUUUUGUCAGCGGAAAUGAAGUGAAGGAUAUCUUCAUGCAUUCGGGACUGUCUCAGAAUGCCCUGGCCCACAUAUGGGCUCUGGCAGACACCAGGCAGAUAGGCAAGCUGACCCGGGAGCAGUUUGCCCUUGCCAUGUAUCUCAUCCAGCAGAAAGUCAGCAAGGGCGUCGACCCCCCACAGGCUCUGACUGCCGACAUGAUCCCCCCCUCAGAAAGAGGCACUCCUGUACCUAGUAUGUCAGGAUACAUGACCCCAGUGGGAUCGGAGAUGGCGGCUUUGUCUGAGAUGAGACGGGACAGCUCGAGUUCAGUCGGUUCAGGGGAGUUCACUGGCAUCAAGGAGCUGGAUGACAUCAGCCAGGAGAUUGCGCAGCUGCAGAGGGAGAAGUAUACUCUGGAGCAAGACAUCCGGGAUACAGAGGAGGCCAUCAGACACAAGAGUGCAGAGGUGCAGGAGAUGCAGAAUGACUUAGACAGAGAGACGGCCAGCCUGCAGGAGCUGGAGGCUCAGAAACAAGAUGCCCAGGACCGCCUGGAGGAGAUGGACCAGCAGAAACACAAGCUGGAGGACAUGCUGAACGAAGUCCAGAUAAAGUGUCAGGAGGAGUCUCAGAUGAUAUCCACCCUCCAGAGUCAGAUACAUUGUCAGGAGACGGACCUGCAGAGCCAGGAGGAGGAGCUGAGCCGGGCCAAGGCCGACCUGGGCCGGCUGCAGCAGGAGGAGAACCAGCUAGAGCAGAGCCUGGCCGCGGGCAAGAUCCAACUGGAGACCAUCAUCAAGUCCCUGAAGGCAACACAGGACGAGAUCAACCAGGCUCGGAGCAAAUUGUCCCAGAUUCAGGACAGCCAACAGGAAGUGUCCAAAAGCAUCGAGCAGUACAACAGCACUUUGAACGGAACCCACGGAGGCAGCAUGACCAACCUGGCUGACAUGAGCGAGGGCUUCAGCGACAGAGAGAACGGGGGGUUCCCCGCCAUGGUGAGAGCAGCAAAGGAGGAUCCAUUCAAAGUGAAGGCGCCUGUGUUCAACAGCCAGCCUCAGGAGCUCCACACUGACCCCUUCCACUCUGAGGACCCCUUCAAAACAGACCCCUUCAAAGGAGACCCUUUCCAACAUGACCCUUUUGCAAAGCAGCCACCAACAUCAACAGAUCCUUUUGGAGGAGACCCGUUCAAAGAGACGGAUCCCUUUAAGGCCACGUCAGAAGACUUCUUCAAGAAGACCACAAAGAUGGAUCCCUUUUCCUCACCCGACCCCUUCAGUAAAAGUGCUACAUUGCCUUCCAAGCAAACCAGUCACUUCACAAGCAAUGACCCAUUCCCUUCAAGCAACCCAAAACCCAAAGGACCAGACCUGUUCGGUACCCUGGAUCCGUUCGGCAGCAGCUCCUUCAAUAGCAGCAGCAGCAGCAGCAACAGCUCUGCUGGAUUCGCAGACUUCAGCCUAAUGUCGAAACCCCGAGACCCUUUUGAAGGCAGGGCCAGCUGGCUGCCUGACUACCAGAAGUCGGCGUUUGUGGACGACCCGUUCAGCAGGAAGAACGACACACCAGCUCUGCCACCAAAGAAAAGUGUUCCCCCGAGGCCCAAACCCCCCACUGGUAAAAGCACACCAGUGAGCACAGCGGACCCCUCCAAACCGUGCGACCCCUUCCAGCCAUUUGGUGGGGACGCCGUCGACCCCUUUCAGAGUAAAAAGGGCCCGGGAGACCCGUUCAGCGGCAAAGAUCCCUUCGCCCCGUCCUCGGCAUCAAGUAAAGACCCUAAGGAGCCUGCCUCGGGUUUUGUAGACUUCAGUUCUGACCGGACAAAGUCAAGUUUGGGAACGAGGCUCAGCAGCUGGAGUGGGCAAAGAGAGAGAGCGAGCGAGCCGAGCGCGAGCGGCUGAAGAGGCUCAGGCAGCAGGAGCAGGAAGACCUGGAGCUGGCCAUCGCUCUCAGCAAGGCAGAGAUGUCCAACGCAUGACCUGGAACCCCAACCCACCACACACACACACACACACACACACAGCGCGUAGACAAACUAACAUGACUGACAACUAAACACGUAGACUCAACUCACUGCACACAAACUCUGAUCCACCCACGUACACUGGACCUGCACCAUCACUACUUUACAUUCCCCCACUCGCCGUGACUCAAUGAAUGGAGCGGAAAGAACUUCCUGGUGAGUCUGGCCACCAACCCUGCAUGUAGGAGAGGAGGAAGAGGCGAGAGGUGAUUGAAGGAAACGAGCAGAUGCACGCGGCCGUACAGUGAUGAGACGGGUCCCAUCUGGGGCCCACGAGCGAACAGACCACCUCCACGGUUUGGAUUUCAACGAGUGGUUUUCUAGCUUCUCUCACAAUGUGGGCAUUAUGGCUAAUAUCAGUAGCAACUAUCAGCUGUGUGGGGGUUUUCCUCAAGGGAUUUUAUUUCUUCCUGAUUAGUGCGACGCAGUUUUACCGAGCUUCUGAUGGCUUGAGCUGUGUCUGCGUUUAGUGUUGUGUUGCUGCCAUGGAAACGCUAUGGAGUUGCAGUGGUACAUGGAUAUUUUUUUCUGGAGAUUUGACUGGAUUUGACACUCCUCAAUCCCUCUUUUCUCUUUUUUUUUCUCAGGAAAUUCUGUCACUAAGCCAGACUGAGUUGAGAAGAGAAAAGCUCCAUGUUAUUAGAGGUGUUUUUUCUACUUUUACUGGAGGCUUAAGGUUUCCUUCUGCUUUGUGCUAAGACAGGCUACACUCUGUACUUGAGGGUCUUGAAUGAUGAUUGAUUUUAAACUUCUCUGAUGCUACUCAACAUUGAAGCAGCAAAUAUCAGUUUUCAUUUGAUAUCACACCAGGGUCUACUAUUACUAGAUUAUAAACGUUUACCUCAAGUCCAGAGGUUGGAUUAUCCACCCUUUCCGUGGUCACUAUUUGGGACACUUGUGGUCAUUUAUUCAAUUGCCCAUUUGUUAAUGAAUAUGCAAACCUUCUACCAAUACAAAGGGAUUUGAUGAGGGCCUCCAGGCACUACACUCAUACAUUGGAGCCGGCUUCUGGCCAUGAAGACUGCAUGUGCUCCUUAUCAUUCAGGAGAGGCACUCCCAGUGGCUCCUCUGGAAAUCGUUUAACAAACAAAGAGCAACUACUUUUCAACCUCGUGUACAUAUAUUGUUAUAUAUGGAUAUAUAUAACGAUGUAUCUAGACCUGAUGGACAUCCAUUACACUGUUUCGCUCCCCAGACAAAUUAAAAUAACUGCUUCAAAUGUUGACAUCCCCCCUCCCUAUAUCUAGUGUAUAUAUUAUAUGGACAAAGCUAACUAUGCUGGACUCUCAAUCCCGAUGCUGUGAUGUCACACCACAAUCAACACAUGAAAGGCGAGAUAAGGAAUCCCUUUUUUCCAUGUUUACGACCUUGUUUUCUUUAUAGAGAUGGAGGAUUUUUAUGCCAGUUCCACCAGCUGGGUAUUAUUUUGACUCAUUUCAAAUCCGGUGCUUCAUAGAGCAGCGAGCACCAGCUGCAAAAAGUGUUUGGGAAGGUUUGGAAGUAGUUGCGAUCAGUUGUUAAGCUGGGAAUUAGAAAUAUGUGUCAAUAGUUUGAGGUUUCAUCGUGGACACAACCACUAAACUCUCUUUGUCCCUUUUACUUGAAGCGGGGACUCGUGUUUGAGUGAGGAGGACGGAAGGAGGACAGAUUGUGCUGAACUAAGUCACUGAAGACUUUCACUCUCAUGCAGAACACCAGUGUUCCAGUUUCAAAUAUGACAAUGUGUUUCAUAAUUCUAAAUGCCAGUCUGCAUUCUGUCCAUGACAAGAGUUUAGCCGUGUGCGUGCCCUGCAGGCGGAUUCUGCUCGGAGCACAUAACUAACUUUAAGGGAUGACGUAGGAAGUUUCUCAUUAUUUCAUUGCCAUAACUUUUGUGAAAUGUGGAGAAGUGGGCUGUAAAGUUUAACUUGGUGCGAUUGUUGGUAUUUGUUGAGGCCGGUUGGAACCGUGAGCAGUACUUUGCUGUAUUACAGUGCUGGAGGUCUUCUGAUGAAACUUGGAGAUUUUAAUUAAUUUUACAUGUAUUCAAUUUAAGAAGGCUGGAAUAUUUU